Zingiber officinale is the source of this 6047-nucleotide messenger RNA. Its product is annotated as DNA-directed RNA polymerase II subunit RPB1. The transcript is spliced from 14 exons. Gene Ontology annotation, molecular function: DNA binding. Gene Ontology annotation, biological process: transcription by RNA polymerase II. Gene Ontology annotation, cellular component: RNA polymerase II, core complex. Lineage: Eukaryota; Viridiplantae; Streptophyta; Magnoliopsida; Zingiberales; Zingiberaceae. The record is from RefSeq and is a predicted model, not a curated record. The coding region runs from base 191 to 5725 and encodes 1844 amino acids.
UCGCGGUCGGGCGAGGCGAGAUCUUGCUCCGUUCCUCGUGAAGCUCUUCCCACCGAAUCACACCGAAUCAAACACACAAAGAUCGUAUGAUCGUAUUUGCGGAUGAAAUUUUGUUUAAGUUUAUCUACUUUUUAGCCUGUAAACCCUCGAUUUCUUGAUCAAACCCUAGUUUUUCGCUCAAUAUCCAGCCAUGGAUACUCGGUUCCCUUACUCUCCAGCGGACGUCGCCAAAGUCCGGACAGUGCAGUUUGGCAUCCUCAGCCCUGACGAAAUCCGGCAAAUGUCAGUCGUGCAGGUGGAGCACGGUGAGACGAUGGAGCGGGGAAAGCCGAAACCUGCCGGACUGAGCGACCCGCGUAUGGGUACCAUCGAUCGCAAGAUGAAGUGCGAAACUUGUAUGGCGAACAUGGCGGAGUGCCCCGGACACUUUGGCCAUCUUGAACUCGCGAAGCCUAUGUUCCAUAUUGGCUUCCUUAAGACAGUGCUGGCCAUUAUGCGAUGUGUGUGCUUCAAUUGCUCCAAGAUCCUAGCUGACGAGGAUGAUGCGAAGUUCAAGCAAGCAUUGAAAAUUAGGAAUCCAAAGAAUAGAUUGAAAAGAAUAUACGAUGCCUGCAAAAGCAAGAAGAAAUGUGCUGGUGGUGAUGAUAUUGAUGUUCAGGGUCAACAAGAUCUAGAUGAACCAAUAAAGAAGACUCGUAAUGGCUGUGGUGCUCAGCAACCAAAUAUUACUAUAGAUGGAAUGAAGAUGGUCGCAGAGUAUAAAGCUCCAAAAAAGAAGUCUGAUGAGCAAGAACAACUGCCAGAACCUGCUGAAAGAAAACAAAUCCUUUCUGCUGAGAGGGUUCUUAGCGUACUUAAGAGGAUAACAGAUGAUGAUUGCUUGCUACUGGGCCUGAACCCUAAGUUUGCUCGUCCGGAUUGGAUGAUACUGCAAGUUCUCCCUAUUCCCCCACCUCCUGUAAGACCUUCCGUGAUGAUGGAUACCUCUUCCAGAAGUGAAGAUGAUUUGACUCAUCAGUUGGCAAUGAUAAUUAGACACAAUGAGAAUUUGAGGCGUCAAGAGAGAAAUGGAGCUCCAGCUCACAUUAUUUCUGAAUUUGCUCAACUAUUGCAAUUUCACAUUGCCACAUAUUUUGAUAAUGAUCUUCCCGGUCAGCCUAGGGCUACACAAAGGUCAGGAAGACCCAUCAAAUCUAUAUGCAGCAGACUGAAGGCUAAGGAAGGCCGAAUUAGAGGUAACCUGAUGGGAAAGCGUGUUGACUUUUCAGCACGAACAGUCAUUACGCCUGAUCCAACAAUUAACAUUGAUCAGUUGGGGGUUCCUUGGAGCAUUGCUUUGAAUCUAACAUAUCCAGAAACUGUAACACCGUACAACAUUGAAAGAUUGAAAGAACUUGUGGAAUACGGGCCUCAUCCGCCUCCAGGGAAAACAGGGGCAAAGUAUAUUAUAAGAGAAGAUGGGCAAAGGCUUGAUCUUCGAUACUUGAAGAAAAGCAGUGAUCAUCAUCUGGAGCUUGGCUACAAGGUGGAACGCCAUCUAUGUGAUGGUGACUUUGUUCUUUUCAAUCGGCAGCCCAGUCUUCACAAAAUGUCCAUUAUGGGACAUCGCAUCAAGAUUAUGCCAUAUUCAACUUUUCGCUUGAAUCUGUCUGUAACGUCCCCAUAUAAUGCUGAUUUUGAUGGAGACGAGAUGAACAUGCAUGUUCCCCAAUCUUUUGAAACUAGGGCUGAAGUUAUGGAACUAAUGAUGGUGCCAAAGUGUAUCGUCUCACCUCAAUCAAAUCGUCCUGUUAUGGGUAUUGUCCAAGAUACUCUUUUAGGAUGUCGCAAGAUCACUAAACGGGAUACAUUUAUUGAAAAGGAUGUCUUCAUGAACAUUUUGAUGUGGUGGGAAGAUUUUGAUGGAAAGAUACCUGCUCCUGCUAUAUUAAAGCCAAGGCCACUGUGGACCGGAAAACAAGUUUUCAACCUCAUUAUCCCCAAGCAAAUAAAUCUUAUAAGAUUUUCAGCAUGGCAUGCAGAGUCAGAAGUUGGUUCUAUUACUCCAGGAGAUACACUUGUUCGGAUAGAGAAGGGAGAGCUUCUUUCUGGCACCCUUUGCAAAAAAACUCUUGGAACAUCUACUGGAAGCCUUAUUCAUGUCAUCUGGGAAGAAGUAGGCCCAGAUGCAGCUCGAAAAUUUUUGGGUCACACUCAAUGGCUUGUGAACUAUUGGCUAUUACAGAAUGCUUUUAGUAUUGGAAUCGGGGACACAAUUGCUGAUGCAGCAACUAUGGAAAAAAUCAAUGAAACAAUAUCAAAAGCUAAAAAUGAUGUCAAAGAACUGAUCAAGCUUGCACAGGAAAAACAACUGGAAGCAGAGCCUGGGCGAACCAUGAUGGAGUCUUUUGAGAAUAAAGUAAACCAGGUUUUGAAUAAAGCUCGUGAUGAUGCAGGGAGUAGUGCACAAAAGAGUUUGUCUGAAAGUAAUAAUCUGAAGGCCAUGGUUACUGCAGGAUCAAAGGGUAGUUUCAUUAACAUCUCACAGAUGACUGCCUGUGUGGGGCAGCAGAAUGUUGAGGGAAAGCGAAUUCCCUUUGGUUUCAAUGAGCGAACACUACCUCAUUUCACCAAAGAUGACUUUGGUCCUGAAAGUCGUGGGUUUGUUGAGAAUUCUUACCUCCGUGGCCUAACACCUCAAGAAUUUUUCUUUCAUGCUAUGGGUGGUAGGGAAGGUCUUAUUGAUACUGCUGUUAAGACAUCUGAGACAGGCUAUAUCCAACGUCGUCUUGUAAAGGCUAUGGAGGACAUUAUGGUUAAAUAUGAUGGUACUGUUAGAAAUUCACUGGGGGACGUUAUUCAGUUCUUAUAUGGAGAAGAUGGUAUGGAUGCUGUUUGGAUUGAAUCGCAGAAACUUGAUUCAUUGAAGAUGAAGAAAGCAGAGUUUGUUCAUGUUUUCAAAUAUGAGCUUGAUGAUGACAACUGGAAUCCUAGCUAUAUGCAACCUGAACAUGUGGAGGAUCUGAAAACUAUUCGUGAGUUUAGAAAUGUAUUUGAUGCAGAGGUUCAGAAAUUAGAAGCUGAUCGCUACCAACUUGGCACUGAGAUUGCUACUACUGGUGAUGUCACAAUGCCUAUGCCUGUGAAUCUCAAAAGGCUCAUCUGGAAUGCACAAAAGACAUUCAAGAUUGAUUUGAGGAGGCCAUCUGAUAUGCAUCCAAUGGAGAUUGUGGAAGCUAUUGAUAAACUGCAAGAGAGACUGAAAGUUGUUCCUGGAGAUGAUUUUUUGAGCAUGGAGGCCCAGAAAAAUGCUACUUUAUUAUUCAAUAUCUUACUUCGCAGUACAUUUGCCAGCAAACGGGUUCUGAAGGAAUAUAGACUAACUCGUGAGGCAUUUGAAUGGGUUAUUGGUGAAAUAGAAUCUCGGUUUCUUCAGUCAUUGGUAGCUCCAGGUGAAAUGAUUGGCUGUGUAGCUGCUCAAUCUAUUGGAGAACCAGCAACACAGAUGACCCUAAACACUUUCCAUUAUGCUGGUGUGAGUGCUAAGAAUGUCACUCUUGGUGUUCCCAGGUUGAGAGAAAUUAUUAAUGUUGCUAAGAAAAUUAAAACUCCUUCUCUCUCUGUUUAUUUGAAGCCUGAGGUUAAUAAAAAGAAAGAACUAGCAAAGAAUGUGCAAUGUGCAUUGGAAUACACAACAUUGCGCAGUGUAACACAUGCAACUGAGAUAUGGUAUGAUCCUGAUCCUAUGAGUACCAUUAUUGAAGAAGAUGUUGAUUUUGUCAAGUCAUAUUAUGAAAUGCCAGAUGAGGAUAUUGCUCCUGAAAAGAUAUCUCCUUGGUUGCUUCGCAUAGAACUGAACCGAGAGAUGAUGGUGGAUAAGAAGUUGAGCAUGGCAGACAUUGCAGAGAAGAUAAAUCGUGAAUUUGAUGACGAUUUAACAUGCAUCUUUAAUGAUGAUAAUGCAGAUAAGCUCAUCCUCCGUAUCCGUAUUAUGAACGAUGAUGCACCCAAAGGUGAAUUACAAGAUGAAUCUGCUGAGGAUGAUGUGUUCUUGAAGAAGAUAGAGAGCAAUAUGUUGACUGAAAUGGCUCUUCGGGGCAUUCCUGACAUCAAUAAGGUUUUUAUCAAAUCAGGAAAGAUAAAUAGAUUCGAUGAGAGUGAAGGCUUCAAAUCUGAUGUAGAGUGGAUGCUUGACACAGAAGGUGUUAAUCUCUUGGCUGUUAUCUGCCACGAAGAUGUUGAUGCAACGAGGACAACAAGUAAUCACUUAAUUGAAGUUAUUGAGAUUCUUGGAAUUGAGGCUGUUCGACGUUCGCUCUUGGAUGAGUUACGUGUGGUCAUAUCUUUUGAUGGGUCUUAUGUGAAUUAUCGUCAUUUGGCUAUUCUUUGUGACACAAUGACAUACAGAGGUCAUCUGAUGGCCAUCACAAGGCAUGGUAUCAAUAGGAAUGACACUGGGCCUAUGAUGAGAUGUUCAUUUGAGGAGACUGUUGAUAUCCUUCUUGAUGCAUCUGUUUUUGCUGAAGCAGACCAUCUCAGAGGGGUGACAGAAAAUAUUAUGCUUGGCCAGCUUGCUCCAAUCGGUACAGGGAGCUGUGCGCUAUACUUGAAUGAUCAGAUGUUGCAGCAGGCCAUUGAAUUGCAACUUCCUAGUUAUAUGGAUGGAGGACUUGAUUUUGGAAUGACACCAGCACGUUCACCUAUUUCUGGAACACCAUAUCAUGAAGGAAUGAUGUCGCCAAGUUACUUGCUGAGUCCAAAUAUUCGUGCUUCACCCAUUACAGAUGCUCAGUUUUCUCCUUAUGUUGGAGGCAUGGCUUUCUCCCCCAGUUCUUCGCCUGGCUAUAGCCCAUCAUCCCCAGGUUACAGUCCAUCAUCUCCUGGAUAUAGUCCCACUUCUCCAGGUUACAGUCCUACUUCUCCAGGGUAUAGUCCUACAUCUCCGGGCUACAGUCCAACUUCACCAACUUACAGUCCUAGUUCUCCUGGAUAUAGCCCUACAAGUCCUGCUUACUCUCCCACAAGCCCAUCAUAUUCUCCAACCUCUCCUAGUUACAGCCCCACCUCUCCUAGUUACAGCCCUACAUCUCCAACUUACAGCCCGACAUCACCCAGUUACAGCCCCACUUCUCCUAGUUACAGUCCUACUUCCCCAAGUUAUAGUCCUACCUCUCCGGCUUAUAGCCCAACAUCUCCAGCCUACAGUCCUACAUCGCCUGCGUAUAGCCCAACUUCACCUUCUUAUAGUCCAACCUCACCUUCCUAUAGCCCAACUUCGCCAUCAUACAGUCCGACCUCUCCUUCAUACAGUCCUACGUCGCCGGCGUAUAGCCCAACAUCUCCAGGUUACAGCCCUACUUCUCCCAGUUACAGUCCUACAUCUCCUUCCUACAGUCCCACAUCUCCUAGUUACAAUCCUUCAGCAAAAUACAGUCCUUCACUUGCAUACUCACCUAGCAGCCCAAGGUUGUCUCCCUCUAGCCCAUACGGUCAAUCGUCUCCAAAUUACAGUCCAACCUCACCAUCAUAUUCACCAACAUCUCCUUCAUACUCACCUGCAAGUCCGACCUACAGUCCCACCAGUCCUUACAGCUCUCGCACGGGCCCUGACUACAGUCCCAGUUCUCCACAAUUCAGUCCGAGUGCAGGCUACUCACCGACAUCGCCAGGUUACUCUCCGUCCUCCACCAGUCAGUACACUCCACAGAUGAGCAAUGACGAGAACAACGACGAAAGCAACCCCUGACGAGCAAUGAUGAGAACGACGACGAAAGCAACCCCUGAUGGAGUAAUAUGUGGCGUGCUUCUGCCAGGGACAUUACAAAUCAGGCAUUCAAAAAAAUGUUGAAAAAUACUACAUUGUAAAAUUUAGGGGCAAUAAGGUCAUGAUGCCUAGGCCUACCAGCUUUGUUGGUGACCUGAGUUCUUUAGUUCCAGUUAGUUCCCGUCCCGUGUUUGGAACAUUAGAUAUAUGGUUGUAUUGCCAUACUUGCAUGCUUUGAAUCCAACUGUUAAUUUGUACUUGUAACCAUGAGAAUUCUGUGACUUGUUUAUAGCUCUGAAUGAUC